Molecule: messenger RNA, 933 nt
Organism: Peniophora sp. CBMAI 1063
Lineage: Eukaryota; Fungi; Basidiomycota; Agaricomycetes; Russulales; Peniophoraceae
Source: the annotation of a GenBank genome assembly
AUGUCGACGACACCUGUCGUGCAGCUCGUUGGCCCGUUGAUCAUUGGGCUUUGUCUCGACUGGGGGUUGCUUGGUUGUUCAAGCGUACAGACAUAUUAUUACUAUUGCCUCUUUCCCAACGACCGGAGGUCCUUGAAGUCCUUGGUGUACUUCCUCUAUCUUUGGGGCGUUGUGCAGACCCUUCUCUUCACUCAGCAAGUAUUCGACAACUUGGCGAAGGGCUGGGGAAGUCCCAUCGCACUGGAGGCGAAAGGCACUCUUUGGUUCAGUGUGCCGAUCAUGAGUGGUGUGGCAAGCACCGUUGUUCAAUGCUUCUACUCGUGGAGAGUUUUGCGUCUCAGCAAGUCAUACUUCCUCAGCGUAGUGAUUGUUGUACUCGCCCUCAUGGAAGGCUCCAGCAGCAUAGCACUGGGGUUCAUCGGGAGAUUUGAAGUUCAGUCGUUGGCCGAACUACAGUCGAAGACCUUUGCUGUUACUAGUGUUUGGCUUCUCGGUAGUGCCAUUUGCGAUGUUGUCAUCGGUGCCAGCAUGGUAUUCUUUCUGACCCGCCUUCGCCACGACUCUUUCGACCGUGCCGCCGAGAACCUGGUUACUCGUCUCGUCCGUCUGUGCGUUGGCGCCGGAGUCAUCACAGCUGUUGUUGCUAUUAUCGACAGUGCUUUGUAUAUCGCAUAUAUACACAACAACUACCACUUUGCACCUGCAGCCACCUUAGGGAAACUGUAUGUCAACUCUCUACUUGUCCUUCUGAACAGUCGUCAACGUCACAUUGCGGAUGAUCCUCAAAGGGGCGGAAAGCUAUGGCGUUCGUCUCGCCGUACUGUGGACAUUCGCCCGGAAGUUGCUGAAGAGGAUGUCAGCAUGACAUCCUGUAAUAGUACACGAAACUCUUCCGGAGACCCUAAGCCCGGUGAUGGCAAGCAUAUCGUAUAA